Molecule: messenger RNA, 1978 nt
Organism: Egretta garzetta (little egret)
Lineage: Eukaryota; Metazoa; Chordata; Aves; Pelecaniformes; Ardeidae
Gene: BSDC1
Product: BSD domain containing 1
Exons: 9
Coding region: 586-1851 (421 amino acids)
Cellular component (GO): cytoplasm
Source: RefSeq, a predicted model, not a curated record
GGGGUCGGUGGGUUGGGGGAGCCGCGGCUUUGUCAGCAACGACUCCGGUGCCUUUUGAGCUUUGCCCUAGUGACUGCCCGACGCCCAGGGAGGGCGUGUGGCUGUGGCGCAGCCGGUGACGCCGGGAAGGGGACCGAGCGGUACGCGUAGAGGGGGUUCGGCUGUAUUUGUCGUAACUGUGGGAGCCGGGGACCUGACUGUCACACUGGGAUCUUACAGCUCAGGGGAGCAGGGAGGGCUUGUGCUUGCAGCAUGGCUUUCUGAUGUGUAAUUUCCUGCCUGUGACAGCAUUGCUUAUGUUAAUUAUACACAGGGCUUUUCCUAACCUGUGUUUUUCCUAUCUUAGCUUAAAAAACCCCCACACUGUAAGGUGCUUUGGGCAUAGCUGCUUCCACUUGUUAUGCUGGUUAUUACGGUCUUACCCAUUGCAUGAGUUGGGGGUGAGGGCUCGGCUGAGCUAAAGGCUCUCGCACUUUAAUCUUUGUAAUGUGCCAGGUGUUCCCAGAGUGACCGUGGCUUUGGAGAGCAAAAAGAUUGCGUGAUCUAUGUGUCAUCUUCUUACAGUCCACAGAAGCUUUGGAAUUCAUGAAGCGGGACCUGGCUGAGUUCACUCAAGUAGUGCAGCAUGAUACAGCCUGCACUAUCGCUGCUACGGCCAGUGUGGUCAAGGACAAGCUGGCAGUGAGUAUAGGAAGGACAGAAGUUUCCUCAGGUGCGACUGAAAAGGUGAGGAAAGGGCUCUCUGACUUCCUGGGUGUCAUCUCGGACACAUUUGCUCCCUCGCCAGAUAAGACCAUUGACUGCGAUGUCAUAACACUGAUGGCAACACCUACAGGUACCACAGAGCCCUAUGACAGCGCCAAGGCUCGCCUCUACAGCCUCCAGUCAGACCCAGCCACCUACUGCAACGAACCUGAUGGCCCUGCUGAGCUCCUUGAAGCCUGGCUCUCUCAGUUUAACCUAGAGGAGAAGAAAGGGGAGAUUGCAGAGCUGCUGGCAACCAGCCCUUCCAUCCGGGCUCUCUACACCAAAAUGGUCCCGGUGGCUGUUUCCCAUUCUGAAUUCUGGCAGCGCUACUUCUUUAAAGUGCAUCGCCUGGAGCAGGAUGAAGCCCGGAGGGAGGCGCUGAAGCAGCGAGCGGAGCAGAGCAUUCACCAAGAGGAGCCAGGCUGGGAAGAGGAUGAAGAGGAGUUCUUGGGGAUGUCACCCCUGCCUUGUGCAAACGUGAAACUUCCAGAAGCAGCAGAGAAAGAAUCUGCCCCUGCAGCCCUGGAGGGAAGCCACCUCACUGCUCACAAGGGACCCUCUGCGGAAAGCUGGGCUGUCCUCCCUCCGGAGCCAGCCCCAGCAGAGGGGAGCCCCUCUGAGAGUAGUGAGAGCAUCUCCCUUGUGACUCAGAUUGCAAACCCUGCCUCUGUGCCUGCUGCGCAGCUACAGACUGGAGCGCAACCACCUGGGACCAGAGACUGGCGGAGCGCCCCCCCGAAAGAGCGGACCUCCCUGCCAAAGCCCCCAGAACCCGGUCGUCUUUCUGCACCUGCCCGGGAGUCAGCAGCAUCCUCAGAGCAACCGGCUGUUACAGAGCUCAAAGAGGGGGAGAGCAAAGCCCAGGGCAGGACAGGGACUCUGAAAGAGGAGGGACCAACAGAUCUACGAAUCUUUGAGCUGAACUCGGAUAGUGGGAAAUCUACUCCCUCCAACAACGGCAAGGCAGGUUCCAGCACUGAUAUCAGUGAGGACUGGGAAAAGGACUUUGAUUUGGACAUGACCGAAGAGGAGGUGCAGCUGGCGCUCUCAAAGGUGGAAGUGUCUGGGGAGCUGGAAGAUGAAGAGUGGGAAGACUGGGAGUAAAACGACGGCUUCCAGUGUGUGUCACAGGCUCAUUUCCACCAUCAAAUAUGAAUUAAAUCACGGACUGGCUGUUCCUUUGUGUGUAACUGUGCUGGGGAUUGCAGUUCCAGGCUGGAGGCGGUUGCUU